AUGCAGAGUGGAAAGAUGGGGCAUCCAGUGGACUCUAGCACAUGGAAGUUUCUUGACAACAAGUAUAAGGAUUUUUCAGCAGAGUCUCGCAAUAUUCGAUUGGGUCUAGCUACAGAUGGGUUUAACCCCUUUGGCACUCUCAGUACGUCGUACAGUUCCUGGCCUGUUAUGUGUGUGACGUAUAACCUUCCACCAAAGUUAUGUAUGAAACCGCAGUUUACUAUGCUCACUUUGCUCAUUGAGGGACCACGACAGCCCGGGAAGGAUAUCGAUGUUUAUUUGGAGCCAUUGAUUGAUGAGUUACAAGACUUGUGGCGGAAAGGGAUCAUGACAUUUGACGCAUACCAUGGAAACAUGUUCAACAUGCGUGCCAUCUUACGGUGGUUGCCUCUAAACGAUAAAGCCAGAAAAGAUACAAGUGCAGGAACCUUCAAUAAGAAGGGGGAGUUGCGACCACAACCGAUUCGUCUGACUGGGGUUGAGGUGGAAAGCAUCGUUUCGAAACUAAAUGUGCAGUGGGGCAAGAUCGGAAAGAGGAAACAAAGUGGUACAGGAGGACGGGAACAAAAUGAUGAUGCAGAAUCAACAUGCUUCUUAAAGCGAUCCAUAUUAUACGAUCUGGAGUACUGGAAGGAUAUUCCCGUACGCCAUAACCUUGAUGUUAUGCACAUUGAGAAGAAUGUAUGUGAAAUCCUUAUUGCACUAAUGUUGAACACAACGGGCAAAACCAAGGAUGACGCUAACGCACGCAGAGACUUGAAGCGGCUAGGAAUUAAGAAGCGUUUAUGUGGGAAUUGGAAGAACAUCGUAAAGGAAGAUAGGGUUGAUUUAAAGGGAAUGAAGUCUCAUGAUUACCACGUAUUGAUGCAACAUCUGCUUCCAAUUUUGAUCCAACAUGCAUUCAAGGAUAAUAAGCCUAUGCGCACUAUAAUUAGAAGCUUCAGUACAUUUUUCAAUGCCCUAUGCUCGCGAAUCAUAGAUAUUGAAAUGUUAAUGGCUCUCGAGAAGGGCAUGGCUAGGACUUUAUGUGAGCUCGAGAUUACAUGUCCUCCUUCAAUUUUUGUUGUGAUGAUGCAUCUGCCUAUCCACUUGGCUUACGAGGCUCGCGUAUGUGGUCCUGUUUACUAUCGAUGGAUGUAUCCAUUCGAAAGGUUCAUGAAGACGUUUAAGGCGUACGUCCGCAAUAUGACACGACCUGAAGGUUGUAUAGCAGAACGAUACAUUCAAGAGGAGACACUUAUAUACUGCAACCAGUAUAGAGGGAAAAAUAACACGAGCCUCUUGGAGAAAUUGGAAAAGCGGUUAGACGGAUCAAUUUCAUUCAUGACGAAGUUACAAGAUAUUGUUGACGACUUCGAUGUUGACGUGGUUGGCCCAGUUGGCCCUGGUCAAAGUGUCGUUUUAGAAGGUAUUGAGUACGAACAGGCUCGCACCUGGGUACUGAAGAGUCAUCCUAACUAUGAGACAUGGCAAGGGAGAUAUGCAAAUUUCUUAAAGCAACGCAAUAUAGUUGUUGGGACUAGGACUAAGGUGGCGAGUGAUGAUGAGUUCAUACCUUGGUUGAAGAAACAGCUAGACUUGAGUGAAUCAAGUAAUGAAGUCUUCAGAGAUAUAGUUAGGGGACCAAAGGCUUUUGCGAUGCAGUACAAUAAAUAUUGUAUCAAUGGUUUCCUCUUCGUCACCAAGGAAUACGAAGAGAAUAAAAUGAACCAGAAUAGCGGUGUUAGCACAGAGAGUAUGACCACCUUCCGAUCUAGUGCUAAGGAUAAGAAUCCAGUGGAUGAAUCUGUACCUUAUUACGGAGUCCUCCGCAAAAUCAUCCAACUAGAGUACCGAGAAGGGUACAAGCCAGUUCUACUAAAGUGCGAUUGGGUGAAGGUGACGCACCAAGGUGUUUCUUUCGAUGCGGUAGGGAAUUUGAGACUGGUGAAUUUGUCUAAUCUUCUCAGUUCAGACCAAGUGGGUGAUGAGCCAUUUAUUCUUGCGGAGCAUGCCGUGCAAGUUUUUUAUUCUAGAGAUCCAAAACAUCCUAAUUGGCAUGUGGUCUUGGAGGUUCCAAGAAAGAUUUUCGUUGAAGAUGAGACAAGCAUUUUAUCAGAAACACGGGUUGUAACUGAGGCUGAAGUAGGACCUGAUCUCAUCGAAGUAGACAUGGGUGGCGAGUUGUUAUUCAAUGACAGUGAAGAUAUUUGUGUGGUUGUUGAAAAGAAAAAGAAAAGAAAGAGAGCUGGGAAAAAAUCCUGA
This is a messenger RNA of Magnolia sinica, 2244 nucleotides long. RefSeq lists its product as uncharacterized. The record is from RefSeq and is a predicted model, not a curated record. The transcript is spliced from 5 exons. Bases 1 to 2244 code for a protein of 747 amino acids. NCBI's taxonomy places the organism in Eukaryota, Viridiplantae, Streptophyta, Magnoliopsida, Magnoliales, Magnoliaceae.